AUGCAAUAUUCGGCAUCCCUGGUUGUGGCCGCUGUUUCCGCUGCACCAACACAGUCGGCCACGCAGCCGAUUCUGUUCGCCGCUACUUGGACAAACGAAACCACGAACGGUAUAAAUACGUUCAAGCUGAAUACUGCCGACGGGUCCCUAACGCCGUACGGAAUCACCCCUCUUAGCUUCGCAGCUAAGGGCCUCAACCCGACAUACGUCCAGGGCUCGACGAAGAAGUUCUCGAAAGGUGAGCGUGUCAUCUACGCCCUCAACCGCGCAUCUUCCUCUGGCUACUUGUCGGCGAUGACUCUGCAAUCGAACGGCACUCUGAAGGUCAUCAACUCGCAGGAGAUGAAGGGUGCGUCUCCUGCCCACAUCGCUCUUAGCCCCAAAGAGGAUUUCGUUUCAGUUGCCAACUACGCCGGCAGCAUCUCUCUGUUCCCACUUAACGCUGAUGGCUCUGUCGGUGCUGAGUCGUUUUACCAGAACUUCCCCGUUGGCAGCAAGGUCGUGAUGGACACCCAAGCUACAGGCCACAUCCACAGUACCACGUGGUUGCCGAACUCGAACCACGUUGUUGCCGCCAACCUCGGCGGUGACGAGCUUCUUCAGUACGAGCUGGACGCGACCAAGAAGACGCUGAAGAGUCUGGCGACUGUGAAGCGCCCGGCUGGAUCCGGACCUCGCCACAUGGCUAUCGGUGCGAAGGGAGAUAUCGCCUACGUCACCGACGAGCUGUCCAGCACCGUCGGAGUGUACACGAUCGACAAGAAGGCGGCACUCUUAUCAAGCUCCGCUAUCCAGAACGUCACGACAUUGCCAGCUGGAUUCACCAACACUAGCACGGCUUCCGACAUUCACCUUUCGAGCAACGGAAACUUUGUGUACGUGUCGAAUCGCGGCCACAACUCGAUCGUCACGUACAAGAUCAACGCCGACGGCACUUUGAAGGCUCUUAAUUGGGAGAGCUCCCGUGGUGUGACGCCUCGUGGCUUUGUGAUUUACCAAGACUGGUUGAUUGUGGCGAACCAAAUAUCGGACGACAUGUACGUGUUUAAGGUGAAUGGUGAGACCGGAGCCUUGACGUACACUGGCAACUCGUACAAGAUUGAUGGAGCUGUCAGUCUCUACGUCGCGGAGUACUAA
Messenger RNA from Phytophthora infestans T30-4, 1137 nucleotides. RefSeq lists its product as uncharacterized. The record is from RefSeq and is a predicted model, not a curated record. The coding region runs from base 1 to 1137 and encodes 378 amino acids. NCBI's taxonomy places the organism in Eukaryota, Oomycota, Peronosporomycetes, Peronosporales, Peronosporaceae. The transcript has a single exon. Gene Ontology annotation, molecular function: protein binding; 6-phosphogluconolactonase activity.